Messenger RNA from Rhopalosiphum maidis (corn leaf aphid), 1442 nucleotides. RefSeq lists its product as uncharacterized. The transcript is spliced from 3 exons. Bases 27 to 653 code for a protein of 208 amino acids. Lineage: Eukaryota; Metazoa; Arthropoda; Insecta; Hemiptera; Aphididae. The record is from RefSeq and is a predicted model, not a curated record.
UCGAGGUGUUAUCAUAGUCGAUAGCGAUGUGUUUUCGAACCAUAAUGGCUCUGAAAUUAAUUUGUGUGGCUACCUUUGCUGUUGUGAUACCAUUGUCAGCUUUUAACCAUAGUGUCGCGAAAAAAGAAUCCGAUUUUGACAACAUAUGGGAAACAACAAUAAAACAAGAAGAAUUUGACGGCAUGCCACUACCCGAGAAUUCAGAUAUACCGACUGUCACUCAAAUUACACCGGCAAUUGUGAAAAUCGGACAACGCUACGGUGUCCCAUACACACAAAUGUUGGGAAAAAAGAAACAUCAAUCUCCUGGUAAAAAAAACGAUUUCAUGGAGCACGUGGUGGGCGCGUCGCUCAUGUCAGGAGGCACACUUUUGUCACUGGGCGCAUUGGCGCUGGUCGUGAUGGCUAGCAAAGCUCUGCUGUUCGCGUUCGGUUCUAUUAUGUUGACGUGCUUGAGCUCCGGCUGGAUGACAGGGUGGCAUAAGCCUGGGGAUAAAGCAGGUACCGUAUACGAAGUGGUCGCAAAACCGCAGAUCACGCACGGUCACAGCUACUCGUCGGAAGUUCAUCAUGAACCUUAUGCAGCAGCGUACCCACAGCAGCAGCAGUCCAUCGGAGAGUACUACAGCGGAUAUCCGGUACAGCCGCAUUGAUGUGAUGAUAGCCCGUAACACUCUUAUUCAGUUAUCCGUCACGAUCACGAUUAUUAUUAUUUAUUAUUAUUAUUAUUAUUUAUUAUUAUUGUCAUUAUUAUUAUCCUUAUAAUAUUAUGAGUGUUAUUAUUAUUAUUAUUAUUACUAUACUGUUGAAUUCGAUUGUCCUUCUCGAAAAAAAUAUAAUAUAAGGACCUACGAAGAGUUACAUCUAAACUCAUUGAUUUAAUUUGGAUUAAUUAAUCUGGAUUUGUAGAGCGACACUGGUAAUCAUAUAUAAAUGGCAAGAUGACAAGUCAGACGAUCAGAAAAAAAGUGAUCUAUAGAAUGCAAAUCUGCUGAGAUUGAAGAAAGCUGCAAGGAACAGCAAACGAGUCGACGGGCCUAAAAAUGUCAAUUUAUACAAGAAGAUGAAAAUAUUCGACUGUCGUAUCUCGUAUGUUCGUAUUUUCGCGGAAAUCGCGUCGGAGAAAACUCGGUGAAUCGUCAUGCGUUAUUAUUUUAUUCGCCGAUGUGAUUUUAUUGUCAUUAUUAUUAUUAUAACCGAUUUCCGUACGCGUUCCCGUCAAUGACGAUGUCAACGAGUUUCCACAACUUUACACGGGUUCCCUCCGUGUCUGGAGUAUAUCCUUGAAUAAUAAAAACGUCUCCCAUAUAUUAUUAAAUUCGAGCGCAACUAUUAUUGUACAUUAUAUCGCAUAAUGUGUUAGGCGGACCGACAGUAGCUGCAUUUCACGCAUUUUGUCCCGAAAACAAUGCGAUUUCUCGUCGAAUAUCAUCACGUUUAAU